Molecule: messenger RNA, 1386 nt
Organism: Medioppia subpectinata
Lineage: Eukaryota; Metazoa; Arthropoda; Arachnida; Sarcoptiformes; Oppiidae
Source: the annotation of a GenBank genome assembly
GCCCUAUAAAAGGACUGGCAUUUGAGUGACAUUUCCUUUUCCGCCUAUCAUUGGGUCUCUCAUCACAUGUUUGUGUCGUUUAACACAAAUUCACUCAACAAUUGAAUCGACUUUCCGUUCAUUUGACCGCAAAAAAGAUGAUUAUUUUCAAGGAUUUGAUUACAGGUGAUGAACUGUUCACCGAUUCAUCCAAAGUAAGACUCGUUGACGGAUGUCUGUGGGAAGUGGAGUGUCGGCACGUGACCCGAAAACAGGGCGAAAUAGAGAUCGCGGGCUUUAACGCGUCGGCCGAAGAAGCGGAUGAGGGAACCGAUGAACAGGUGGAGUCCGGUCUCGAUCUCGUACUCAACCAACGGCUCGUCGAAACCGGUUUUUCCAAAUCUGAUUACAAAAACUAUUUAAAGACUUAUACAAAAUCACUUCAGGAUAAGUGGAAGGAAUUGGAGUUCAGCGAAGACGAGAUCAAUACAGCGAAGACUAAACUGACGGAAGCGGUGAAGAAAGUGUUACCAAAGUUAGGAGACUAUCAAUUCUUUUUGGGCGAGAGCACAAAUCCUGACGGAAUGGUCGGUCUAUUGGAAUACCGGGAGAAAGAGGACGGUUCGGGCGAAACACCGGUUAUGAUGUUCUUCAAACACGGACUCGACGAGGAGAAAUUUCACGACAGGGAAGACAUUAGACGUCGUUUGGCAUUAGAUUCUGACAGUGAAGAUAUGUCUGGCUUUAGAUCUUCACGCAAAUCAAGUCUUAUGAGUCGUCUUCAAAACGGCCAGAGUUUACAAAUUUGUUUCAUGAAUGAGACGACCAGUGAUUCCGUCCUUCGAGAAAGCGAUUACCAAAAUGAAGAGACUAUUGAGGACAACAGUUGCAAAACUAAUCCCGUUUUAGACAAUUCCUAUGUAAUGACAACCGACACAAACCCUCCAAAGACGAGUCCAAACAAUAAUAGCUCAUUGAAUAUAAGCGAUUCGUUGAAUGCAAUUAAUAUCUCUUCACCAAAUAUGAAUCGACCAAAUCAUUUAUUUACACGAUUAGACUCCGGAUCUAUUGAUCUCAAGAAUUAUGAUUUAUUCUCAGUUAUAGAAAAGCCACCCAAAAAGGAAUUGUUUAGUGACUAUCAUUCAAAACUUCACACCGAAGCCAGACUUGCUUUGGCACAGUUGCAGAUCAUUGUUAAUGAUAUGUAUUCACAAAUUGAAAGUUUAAACACAGAAUUGAUGCAACAAUUAGUGAAGAGGGAUGAGCUAUAUAUGUCGCAGGACUCGGUUCUCGUCGAUAUCGAAGAUCUGACUAUAUUUUUGUUUUCGAAGCAAUAACUAAUUCAUGGUUUAUAUAAUAAAUCACAUUUAAAUGGUUAUCAAAUUGUUAAAUAAGUUAAGUUUUCAC